Osmia bicornis bicornis is the source of this 1585-nucleotide messenger RNA. Its product is annotated as urea transporter 2-like. Gene Ontology annotation, molecular function: urea transmembrane transporter activity. Gene Ontology annotation, biological process: urea transmembrane transport. The transcript is spliced from 10 exons. Gene Ontology annotation, cellular component: membrane. Bases 226 to 1455 code for a protein of 409 amino acids. The record is from RefSeq and is a predicted model, not a curated record. NCBI's taxonomy places the organism in Eukaryota, Metazoa, Arthropoda, Insecta, Hymenoptera, Megachilidae.
CUGUAGCCUGUUUGUAUGUGAAAUAACUAAACCAAUUCAAGCUACAAGAUAAAGUAAAUUUGUGUACCUAGAUAUUGCUCUUCUUCUACGAGCAAUUACAUCCUAUCAAAAAGGUGGGCGCAACUCUUUAUCAGAAAUUUACUUCGUAAGUGGUAGGGGCAUUUGCAGAGCAGUUAAAAGGGAUUACCCGCGAGAAAAUAUUACAGUCUCUUACGCGACUUAACAAUGAGCGCGAGAGAUAAUCUACGAAAAUCAACAGGCCAAGAAUACUCACGGGUGGCCUGUCUUGGUAACUUUGCCAUUUUACAAGAUUACUUGUCCGAAAAAGAAAGUUUCAUUUGGAAUAUAUUUUACUUACUGGACGUGCUUCUACGAGGUUUCAGUCAAGUAAUACUUACAAAUAAUCCAAUCAGCGGAUUAUUGGUAAUCAUUUCUUUAGGAGUGUCUGCUCCUGGUGAAUUAAUUUUUUCAUCAUGCGCUGGCUUUUUAGGAUUGCUGCUUUCAAUGUUAAUACGAGAUUCGCAGGAUGAUAUUGCGAACGGUUUAACGGUGUACAAUUCGGUGUUAGUUGGUGCUGUUUCCUACGUUUUGAUACCGACAUUUUAUGGAGCCUUUGAUACUUUUAGUAUUCUUAUGACGAUUCUGGCAGUAAUAUUCUGCGUUUAUAUCAGACGAGCCUUGAGCACCAACAAGUUGCCAUACACAGCAUGGCCACUUAAUCUGGCCGAAUUUACGUUGCUGUUUGUCCUUUAUACGGAAAACAAUGGAUUUGGCACAAUAGAGAAACUACAACCAAUCAUGGGAAUGGACAAUGCAACAAGUGAUGCGACGACAGGCAAUGUCAGUUUCAUUGGAGAAAAUGCAACGAGGGCCCAUAUUGACUGGGGGAUGGUGUUUCACGGGAUUAUAGUGUCAGCGUCGCAGGUGCUAGUGGUUGAAAGCGUUAUCACAGGAUCCAUCGUCUAUUUAGCUGCUCUACUUUUUUCACCGAUAACGGCUAGCUUCGCUUUUUUGGGAGCUUUUAUCGGUACAUUGGCAGGUUUGAUUCUCGGAGUAGAGAUCAAUGAAGUGUAUUCUGGAUUUUGGGGGUAUAAUACUUUCUUAACUGGAGCUGCUUUAGGAGGAAAUCUUUUAGUGAUUAAUGGGCAAACAGGUGUAGCUACAAUUGUAGCGAUUAUGUUCACUGUGGUCGUACAGUAUUUUCUACUGUUUUUCUUUAGAAAUCUGAAAAUACCGGUACUAUCACUACCGUUCGUCCUGGUGUCCUCUUUAUUCAUGAAAUUAUGCGACAAUCCUGGGGAUAAAACCUUUCCACGACCACCAUCUGCUUCUUUUCCAGAAAAACAACGCCGGGAUUACAUUGCCACCCAGUGUGUGCUUAUUCAGCAAACAGAUGAAGCAGACGAAUCCGGAGACGAAAAAAAUCAAAAGGAUUUCUCAAUGCUGAACGUUUAAAAAAUAAGAUAAUGAAUCUGCACUUUUAACUUGUAAUUGAAAAGACAAAUAUUGUGUUCAUUAAUAUGUAUAAAAAUUGUAUACACCUUUUAAUAUUUAUAAUUUCAAAUAAUAAUUAAUUAUAACCCGA